Molecule: messenger RNA, 1735 nt
Organism: Coregonus clupeaformis (lake whitefish)
Lineage: Eukaryota; Metazoa; Chordata; Actinopteri; Salmoniformes; Salmonidae
Product: N-alpha-acetyltransferase 40
Exons: 8
Coding region: 943-1599 (218 amino acids)
Cellular component (GO): nucleus
Molecular function (GO): histone H2A acetyltransferase activity; histone H4 acetyltransferase activity; protein N-terminal-serine acetyltransferase activity
Source: RefSeq, a predicted model, not a curated record
GAUAUUCUCGUUUAUGUUGGUCGGAGAAGAGUAGUAAAAGAAAGAGAGAGGGGAGGAAAGAAAGGAUAGAGAAAAGAAAAAGGGAGUAGGGCCAAGAGACGUAAUUCAACCCCUUCUCUUGGCGCCAAAUAAAUAAAACGUUUAUUUUUGUCGUUUAACGUUAAUGUAACCAAUCGUGGGCAUAUUAUUAUUUGUAGCCAGUUGAGCUAACGCGGUAGUUAUCUUGCUAAAUCGCUAGCAACGCAAUCAUUUUACCUAAUCUUACCCUACUCAAGAAACAAAAUAUUAAUUUGGCGAGCUAGCUAUAUCAAUACAACAGAUAGCUUGGAAGAUAGCUAGCUAGCUACUUCAAGGCGGUCGUUAUAAUACAGCAAUAUGGGGGUGAGUUUUGUCCGUGUGUUUGUGUGAAAAGGUGAACGCUUCCAUCAAACAAAGACAGCGUCCAAAAUCAUUAUCCCGUGAAUGCGCGAUGGAGAGAGGGAAAGGAGAGACCACGGAAUGAGUGGCAGGCAGGCUCACCGUUAACCAGCUAACUGAAAAUAACCCCGCUUUGUGAUUGUGGUAACCAUCUUUGGCACUGGUUUAAUUUGGUCCAGUGUUGCCCCAUUGCAACGCUCUCCCGUGCGGUGUGUUUGUGUUGAUUGUUUUCAGGUGUGGUGCCACCGCUACCUGAAUUUGGUAGCCACGUAACUAGCUAGCUUGAUAGGAAUCAAUUUUCACAAAGGCUUCUCAUUUUGCCCUACUAGUUUAGAUUAGGCAAGGUGGGAGGCUCGACUCAAAUUAGCCAACUAACGACAUAAGUUUUCUUAGCUACCUGUUUAGAACAUUUGAGAAGUAGUAACUAACCUGAAAUGAUUUGCAAACUUUUUACAACAUCUAGCUGGGAGGAAAUCAAACAAAGCGAAGGAGAAGAAACAGGCUCGCCUGGCGGAGAGGGCAGCCAUGGACGCUGUGUGUGCCAAGGUGGACGCAGCCAAUAAGCUGGAUGACCCUCUGGCUGCUUUCCCCAUCUUUAAAAAGUAUGACAGAAACGGGUUGAAUCUCCAGAUAGAGUGUAAGAGAUUGUCCACCUUCAACCCUAUCUCUGUGGAGUGGGCCUAUGAACUAACCAGGACCAACAUGCAAACACUGUACGAGCAGAGCGAGUGGGGAUGGAAGGAGAGAGAAAAGCGGGAUGAGAUGAACGACGAGAGGGCGUGGUAUCUCCUGGCCCGAGACACAGACUCGUCCCCCGUGGCCUUCUCUCACUUCCGAUUCGACGUCGAGUGCGGGGAGGAGGUGUUAUACUGUUAUGAGGUCCAGUUGGAGAGCAGAGUGAGGAGGAAAGGACUGGGCAAGUUCCUCAUCCAGAUACUACAGCUCAUUGCCAACAGCACACAGAUGAAGAAGGUGAUGUUAACAGUAUUCAAACACAACCAUGGGGCGUACCAGUUCUUCAGGGAAGCCUUACAGUUUGAGAUCGACGACACCUCCCCUAGUAUGUCUGGUUGCUGUGGUGAUGACUGCACCUAUGAGAUCCUGUCGCGGCGGACCAAACAUGCGGAGGCCUCGGGUCACAACCAUGGGGGAGGGGGGCACUGUGGGGGCUGCUGCCACUGAGGGACAUGCCCACUUCCAGUUCCUGUUUCACCACUUCCUGGUCCCAUGCUCUAAAACCUCUCCCACUUUCCUAAUCAUGAAUCAUUACCGUUCCCCCCAACCCCCAAUCUGACACCCCCCUUUAAGCCCCAAAACU